UGUUGCCAGUGAGGGAAUGAGUGGUGCGUGGAGGCCGUGGCGCUAGUUGGCUCAGAAGCGGCCCACGUCGACUGCGUAGUCACAGCCAGCACAUCGUGCCGGCCUGGUCAGCUCUCGCUACGACGUGGCGAGUUCCCCCCAUCCACCGCGUAGCUAGUCAGGACCUGAGGUAACCGCCCACUUUACUUCGUGCAAAGCACGUUUUUUCGUAACAACACUCAUCUCCCCAUUGUACUUUUUGCCACCCGUUUACCUGACGUUUUCCAACCUGCUUGAGCUUUGUCAAGGGAUAUCCGUGCCAGUUGUCCUGGCGGUACUGCCACCCAUCCUGGUCAUCCAUCACGUUCAUCAUGCAACCUGCGACGUCCGACUCAGGUUUCGUACCGAGGAAAGAGUUCAUUCGUGACCAGCGUACCAGAUCCGAUUUCGCUCUCUUAGCCAUUUCUGGCUCCAGCUUCAUUAGGCUCUACUCCUUUUCCCCCGACGUCAUCGUCGAUCUUCGUCGUCUCUUCAACCAUUUCUUUCUGAAUGCCGCUUCCCGUGAGGACAGCUCCCAGAACCUUUUCGAAUUCCAGCUUCAUGGGAAACCAUGGGCUUCUCCCAAGAGUGAACGCACGGAGCGCAUUCUGCUAGACAUACUCGUCGUAAUUUACAAGCACGGAUACACCAUUCUCUCCACUAUUAACUAUGGUCGCGAACGUGACGACCGUUUAGCAAUAUCCUUUUCUAGGCUUUCAACUUCCCUGAUAGUUCCACCUCAUUCGCCCAUCCCCGCUGGUUCCGGGAGCAACCUGUCACACACUACUCCGAGAAACGAACGCAAGAUGCUCUUUGCAAUCUCUUUCGUCUCCAGCACGGUCGUGCGGGUCAUUUACCCACCACUAAAUUCUACACCAGCUAUAUUACAAGCCGUGCGGGGGUCUUGGCCACGAGGCGUUGUAUCGGAGAGGAAAGUUAGUGAAGCAGCAUUUGAAUUCAAGCUCAAGGGUUACAGCUGGUUCAACGAAGACACGUUUGCAACGGAUUCUUUACAGCAAAUCCUUUCAAUUUUGUCGUCCCUGGAUGAGCAUGCUUGCUCAAUGAUAACUUCUCUUUCCUUCAAUAGCCACUCACGGGUGAAGGAUUUGUGGGUUUUCACGGGCCCGGGAUCUGCUGAUUCAUACGAGCAGUACUGGCCAGACUCGCCUGUUAGCCAGUCGGGUUCCAUGUUAGACGUACGGCGUUCAAACCGUGCAUCAACACCGGACCAAGCAUUGAAUCCAGACCCGGGUAUCAUACCAUCUUCUUUACACAGACGAGCUGCUACUGUGUCACAGCACCCGGCACAUGUAUAUCCGCACUCUCAGUCUACAGCGAUGUCACAUAACCGGGCGGCCACGGAAGCUAAUAUUACUCUACCUCCCUACUCACCGACUCUGCCGCUCGGCUCACCUCGCGCAGCUCCCGGGAAUGGCAUACGCAAGCCAGCACCUAGAGCGCAAGUACCAGUUUCCGUUGACUUAGACGCGCAUGACGAGGAUGAACACCUGCGCUAUCGAACUUCGCUGGCUUCGGUUGUGCCGAGCAGCUGCGAGAACAUGACUGGCAUUGGAACCCUCCAUCGGAAUAGACUCAACCCCAACACCAGCCCGGCAGAUGUGUCAGGUACAACGAAAAUAUCUGAUGACGAUGACGAGACUAUCCAUCUACACCAAGAAACUUCACAGUCAGCUGUACCCCCCCACCGUAUGGCGAACGCCCUACGACCUCAGUCGACGCGUUCCAAGACCCCACCACUUUUUACAUCACAUGCACGUGAUGCUCGCCCUUCUACUAGUGACACCGAGGGCAUGUCUCAGGUCCAAGACCAUGUGGUCACUGGCGAGAAUGCACCGCUUCUUAGUCCAGGGAUGUUCCGCAUUCGGGAUUCUGCGUUUUCAGCUAAUUCUGUCGGCACAUCGGGUUCGUGUGAAGUCCCCAUCAAGUGGUCGGGCCUAAGUAGGCCUGAGGGCAUCGGAGAUAUCGAGGAAGAGCCAGACCAAUAUUACGAAGAUUCCGGUUCGCGGCACGUCUCGCCGCCUCCCACACUACCUGGUGCGUGGGGAAUGACAUCUGAUCAGGAACAGCCCAUGCCGGAUGGCGAGGUAUUUCACCCGCAUAAACCUACCGUUCGUCAGCGCCGCAGGAGUCCAGAUAGGUCUGUGCAUGAUGUCGAUGCCCGAGUUGCGUCUCCAGAAGUGAUUCGCGAGGAUGCGGUACGCAAAAGCGAGACUGGACUAGUAGGGGUGAUCUCCGCACAACCGCCGCAACCAGUUCCUUCACCGAUCUCAAUGCCAUCGAAAGAGAGUCUCGGGAGGACUAAACGAGGUUCGGGUGGCCCCCCGGCGUCGCCUACUAAGACUGGCAGUCGAAGCGGAAGUACGGACCGUUGGGUGCUUGUUAACCUCGAAGGAAAAGAUCACAUGGGACAUAUGCCCUCGCCGCUAGCAAGUCCCACUAUUCCGCAGGCAGCCGAUCGGAGCCGCAAGCCGUCAGCGAACGUGGUGAGUCAAGUUCGCGGGUCAUCACCAGCCAAAGCUGCUGUCGUCAGUGCCACGGACGGCAAGAGUGCGAGAGACAAAGGGUCGGGCUUAAGGCGCCUACUGUCACUUUCGCUCUCUGGGAAAGGAGCUGAACUCAACGACGACGCGCAGUUCACGGCCAAUCGACCUCAAGAUUCGACAUCAAACGGUCCCCGCAAGGGGCCGGUACGCUCAGGGCGCUUCCGGAACAAGCUCUCUCGUUUCGGCACUGCGGAGACCCCCACGAAACCUCCAGACAGAGUACGCGUCAAACUCGACUGAUGUCUCAUUCAUUCACGGCAUCUCCUUAUUACCCUUACUUGUGAAUCGUAGUUUGAUCUUUGAUUGUAGUCACAGGGAU
Pisolithus orientalis is the source of this 2901-nucleotide messenger RNA. RefSeq lists its product as uncharacterized. Bases 351 to 2822 code for a protein of 823 amino acids. Lineage: Eukaryota; Fungi; Basidiomycota; Agaricomycetes; Boletales; Pisolithaceae. The transcript is spliced from 2 exons. The record is from RefSeq and is a predicted model, not a curated record.